CUUUUAGACCCUUUUUCUUUAAAUUCGACACAAAAUUAACCCUCUCACUGCCUCACGCAAUCGCCCAAUUCCCCAUUAUUUCCCAUUAAUCCCUCGGUUUCUUGUCUGUGUUUCAUUUCUGUGUCCCCUUUAUAAACCCUUGGCGAUUUCUCCUCUGUGUCGAGGGGAGAGCAAUCGUGUAAUCUGAAUCGGGGAUGCCGAAGCUGGUUUUGAAAGGGGGGAGUAGGCCGCCAUGGGUGGGCUUGGGAGCUGCUGUUUGGGUUCAAAUUGCUGCUGGGUCUUCCUACAACUUCGCCCUCUACUCACACGCGCUUAAAUAUGUUCUGGGUUUGAAUCAGCAGCAGCUGACGAUUCUGGGAGUGGCGAAUGACAUUGGGGAGAGCGUGGGGUUGCUCCCUGGUCUGGCCUGCAACAUAUUUCCUCCAUGGGCAGUGCUUUUGGUUGGUGCUGUGUGCUGCUUUGUGGGUUAUGGGGCUAUUUGGCUUGCUGUUAGCAGGACUGUCCCCAAUCUGCCUUAUUGGCUGCUAUGGAUCACACAUUGUAUUGCCACAAAUAGCAAUGCAUGGUUCGGAACGGCUGUGCUCGUAACAAACAUGAGGAACUUCCCUCUCAGUAGGGGUACUGUCGCUGGCAUCCUUAAAGGUUAUGUCGGGCUUAGUGCUGCCGUAUACACGGUGAUAUACAGCAUGGUGCUUAAAAAGUCUGCUUUGGAUUUACUGUUGUUUCUUGCAAUCGGGAUACCUAUUUUGUGCUUAGCCAUGAUGUACUUUGUUCGACCUUGUACUCCGGCUUCUACAGAGGAUCCGUCCGAGAGUGCUCAUUUUCUUUUCACGCAAGUUGCUUGUGUACUGCUAGCUGUUUUUCUAGUCACGACCACGAUUAUAGAUGCAACGACGUCCCCUAGUGAGGCUGUUGCAUACACCUUAGUUGCCAUAAUGGUUGUUCUUCUAAUGUCUCCUCUUGCAAUUCCCAUAAAAAUGACCAUUUUUUCUGCAAAGACAAAAAAACUCGGUCCUCGAGUUGACUCUGCAGAACCUUUGGCUUCCGGAGAAAGCGAUUCUUCCCAAAUAGAACCUUUGUUGACACCAUCUUCCUCGGCUACAAAUCUUGGAAGUUUUAAUGAGAAUGAUGAUGCAGAUGCAUCAGAUGUAGAAACACUUCUUGCUGUGGGAGAGGGGGCGAUUCGUAAGAAGAAGAGAAGACCUAAAAGAGGGGAAGAUUUCAAGCUCCGUGAAGCCGUAAUCAAAGCUGAUUUUUGGCUGCUUUGGUUCUUGUACUUCCUUGGGGUUGGUCCUGGAAUAACCGUUCUCAACAAUCUGUCUCAAAUCGGGAUUUCAUUAGGUGUUAACGACACAACACUACUGUUGGCUCUUUUCAGCUUCUGCAAUUUCGCUGGUCGUCUAGGCUCCGGUAUCAUUUCCGAGCACUUUGUCAGGUCGAGAAUGAUACCUCGCUCGCUGUGGAUGAUGUUUGCUCUAAUACUCAUGGCUAUAGCAUUCCUCCUGUAUGCAUCCGCCCUCACAAUAACUCUCUAUGUCGCCACUGCUCUCACCGGAAUCAGCUAUGGAGUUCUAUAUUCCAUGAUGGUCCCUCUCGCAUCAGAGAUUUUCGGCCUAAAGAAUUUCGGAGUGAUCUUCAACUUCAUGCAGCUGGGCAAUCCAAUCGGAGCAGUCCUUUUCUCGGUUCUGCUCGCCAGUACUCUAUACGACAACGAAGCUGCUAAGCAAGGUUCGAUAACCUGCAUAGGCCACCAGUGCUUCAGGAUCACUUUCUUCAUUCUUUCAGGCGUUGCAGGGUUAGGUUCAAUCUUCAGCUUGAUUUUGACCAUUCGAUUACGACCCGUGUAUCAAAUGCUAUACGCCAGUGGCUCCUUCCGCUUGCCUCAGAGUUCAGGUCAUUGAUCCGAAGAUUUGUAGAGGCAAGGGUUUUAGUAAAAGUUUCAGGAUCUGCAGGUUGUUUUUGCUGCAUAUCUUUACUCAGAAGUGAUAAAUUUUGGUAAUGGGUGUGACUUGAGGGUUUAACUUGUAUUUUGCUGAGUUAAAUGUGGGAGAUGUGUGUAUUAGCCUUCUUUUAAAUGUCAAGUCUUUGUGCAUUAAUCACCUUGGUGUACAAUAUACAUCAUAAUGUUGUUUUAUGCAACUAAAAAGAAAAAGAUUAUCAAUAUAUGAAAAUGCAAUAUUGAAUGAA
Molecule: messenger RNA, 2187 nt
Organism: Momordica charantia (bitter melon)
Lineage: Eukaryota; Viridiplantae; Streptophyta; Magnoliopsida; Cucurbitales; Cucurbitaceae
Product: Major facilitator superfamily protein
Cellular component (GO): membrane
Molecular function (GO): transmembrane transporter activity
Source: RefSeq, a predicted model, not a curated record